AGUAUUUUCUAUAGGAUCGGAAUAAUGGAUUGUAAAAAGCAAGUUUUUGAUUUUAAAAAAGAGUGAAAAACGUUUUUAAAAAUGCAUCAUAAUGGAAAUACCUCUUUGUCUAAAGAGGAGUACAUCACUCCUAUAAAAAAUGGUAUCAAUGGACUUUCAGAAAAUGGAGUCACCAACAGAAUGAGAUCUAAUAAAUGUACUCAGAAAAUCUCUGAGAGUAGUACAGAAAGUUCUGAGUCAGAUGGUCAGCUUUGUACAGAAGAUCAUUGUGUCAUGAGUAGAAAAUCAUAUUCAAGAAAUUGUAAUCUCUCCCAGAACUCCUUAGACAGCAAUUUAUUCAGAGUAAAGAGAAGAUCUUAUAAUGCUGGAACCUUGUCCAAGUCUGCAACAACAAACAGUAGUACAAAUUCUUUUAAUAAAAAUAGACACCUUAGGGGAAAGCUUUGUCAUUCAUGUGGUGGGGAGAUGCAGAGACUUGCUGCACCGGAACAAGAAUCUAAAUGUAAUGAUUUUUUUAGUAGAAGCAGAUCAAAAUUUAUCAAAUCACUUCUAACAGUUGUGCCAGGUUGGCUCUCAGAACCAGAAUUUAUGGUUCAUCCUAAACCAAACGAGAAUAAAAACAUGUAAGAUUAUUUGUUAAUUGGUUUAUCUUUAAGGACUGAAUCUAAUGACAUCUACAAACAGUACUUUUUUUUUAAUGGAAUUAUUUUCUCAGUCACAGCAUGUGUGAUAUUGUUUUAAUAAAUUUGAAGUAAAUGUGAAAGAAGUAAAAUGUUAAUAAUUUAAUGUAAAUCUACAAAUCAUAUCUUUGAAGAACAUAUAUUAUGAUAGAAAGUUAAUAAAAUUACAAUGCUUAUUAAAUAUGAUUGUAUUUGUCAAGCUAUACCUAUAUGCAUAGCUUUCAGUAAAUUGGUAUGUUGUAUGUUUUUUUUAAAAUUCAAUAUCUUAAUGUUGUAUAUUGCUUUUAAUUCUCAUGAUUAUAAUUUAUAUUAUUAUGUUGUAGUGUCCAUAGCCAUGCAGACUCGCUGUUUAGUACCAGCAGUGGAUUCACUAACUACUAUGGUAUCCUCAAUCUUUGUCUCAUCCUUUUGGUAAGUGGGCAGUAUUGAAUUAAUUUUUCUUUUAGGUUGACCCAUUCCAUAAUUUCCAUAGGGUAAAUUUUUUUUCAUUAAUUAAAAGUGAUCACAGAAAAAUAUUUUUAGUUAGAUUAUGGAGCUGUGGUUCUCAACCUUUUUAAUGCCGCGACCCUUUAAUACAGUUCCUCUUGUUGUGGUGACCCCCAGCCUACAAAAUUAUUUUCCUUGCUGCUUCAUAACUGUAGGGGGAUAUGUGUUUUCCGAUAGCCUUAGGCAACCCCUGGGAAAGGAUUGCGACCCACAGGUUUGAGAACCGCUGCUAUAACCAAAGCUGUUUUUAAUUUCAUAUUUAGAGUAAGUAUUGUUAAGGCGUAAUGUACAAAAGGAUUGUUUUAUAAUGUAAUCUCAAACAAAAUCUUAUUCAUAUAAAAUAAACUUAACAAGGAAAAUUUUUUUCAGGUAUUGGGAAAUGCAAGACUUUUUUUGGAGAAUUUUAUAAAGUAAGAUUAAUUAUUGAUCAGUUAAAUUAUUAAUUCUUUUGGAGUAACAUUAAGUCAUUUUUAAUUUUAAAUCUAUGAAACAAUUUAAUUUGAAAUAAAUACUUGAUUUUCAUUGUCAGAGAGCUGCUUAAAACAUGUUGUCAAUGACAGUGGUAUUUUUAAACUUUCAAAAUUAAUUCCGAACAUCAGAAAAAUUCAAAUGACAUGGAUAUUUGCAAAUUUAUUUUGUACCUUCUUAUAUAUAUAUAUAUAUAUAUAUAUAUAUAUAUAUAUAUAUAUAUAUAUAUAUAUAUAUUAAAAUAUAUAUAUAAUUUAAAUAUCUAUCUUUUACAUUUUUAUAUAUAUAUAUAUAUAUAUAUAUAUAUAUAUAUAUAUAUAUAUAUAUAUGUUAAAGUAAAUGUAUCAUUCAAGUCUGAAUCUUUUACACUUUUUCUAAUUUUUCUGCUUUUAGGUAUGGUGUUCUCAUUAACUUGUCAUUCAUUCAAUGGUUUUUUAAUGAACCUUACAACUGGCCAAACUUGCUACUGACAUUAUGUAAGUAUUCUGAUGAUCUUUCAGAAUGAGCAAUAAACAAUUUUUUUAAACUGUAAAAAAAUAAGAACCUCACAAGUCAUGGUAAGCUCUGAAUUAAAAUAUACUUCUUCUUUUUCAGCUAUUGGCAUCUACCCAGCCAUUGCAUAUGCAACAGAAAAGCUUCUAGCCAAGGUAAGCUAUACUUUCUAAACAAAAUGAUUAGCACAUCCAUUACCCUUUUCUUCUUUUUUUUAUCACUGCCACUGUUAAAAUUAAAUUGUUUGGGUUUUCAGCCAUAUCAUGUUCAUGUUAUUGCUACCUUUUGAAGUGAGCUUGGUAACCAUAUAUAAAUAUGAACCCAAGCCUUCUCCAACCUCCAUCUUUAGGUUUGACAACAGUUUUCACUCCCAAUGUCACCAUUUGUAAUGCCCUAUUUGCUUUAUUGAUACACAUGUUGAUUUUCUCGUCAUAAUCACCAUUGGUUUAACCUUGCUUCUUCUAUACUCCAAUUCUGUCAUAUCCUCCAGUGAGCUGUUGAUAACAGUGAUUAGCCCAGUGGUAUUUUCAAGUCUUGUGUUUUCCUUACUCUGAUUUUUAAAGCUAAUGACACUGGAAGUUGCAUCUGGUCAGUUUUUAAGUGGGGUUCUUAAUACUUGUUAAUGGCUUAGUCCAGGUCCUCUAGAAAUGUAGUUAAAAUCUAUUGUAUUUUUUGACUAUAUCCUUGUUUCAUCCGCACAAUGAGCCAAUCAAUUAUCCAGUGAGAGAAUUCACCCCCUGCUCAGAAUAGCCUUCCCUCCAAUUAAAGGUACACAAGUAUACAGUUCUGUGCAUGUAUCCUUGAAACAAUUAAGAAGAAAUCAUUUUUUUCGUAAGGCGCAGGUUUACGGUUUCAUUUCAUGCUUAAACAUCAAGGUUACCCAAAAGUGCAUGCAAUCAGUCAGCCUUGAAACCAUUGUUUCUGAUUGUGUUAUCAUCUGAAAAAAACCACACAAAAAUAAGCUGAACUUGAAUUACUGAUUUGUUGUCUCUAAUCAGGUUCAAGUCAAGUUGGUCUUAAAUCUUUAGAUUUUCUGCCACAAUAAAUACAUUUUUAACUUAAUCCUGUGUGUAACGGUGUAUGUCUGGGUUGGGUUAAGACACAAAUGUUUAUAAUUGAGAUUAUCAAAGACAUGAAAUCAGUCUUGUAGGAUUGUUCAAAUGGCCAAUUACUGGUCAUUUGAAAUUGCCAUGUGUGCAUUAUUUUUAAUAUAGUUGUUAGUUUACUCCUGGCCUCUGGAUGAUGUCAUCUAAUGGCUAAUUAUCAGAUAAUGUAAUGUCCCAAGCAUGGUCAUUGACAGAUAACCUCAAGAAUGUGAUGAGUUGUCUAGUCAGCGGUCACUCUACCAUAGGAGCUUAGAAGGUUUCAGGCUCCUGAUAUUAACUGUGUCACAUUUCCCACGCAAGGGUUCUCAGGCAAGUGUGGCGUUGUAGUUGACUCAGGUGCCUGCUACAAUUGGAAGCUCUCUUAAUCCUGUUUCCCAGCUUCUUUGACUGUGGAGCCCUUUUUUAAAAUCACUUUCUGUAAGGGGAGGGAGGGGGCCGAGCAUCCCCUGAGAAGUGCCUUGAGAGGUUCUUGCUUCCCAGUAUCUUUUAUAGGCUGAAGUAGGGACAGUUGCCUGCUGUUAUCCUUUCUCUCACCUCCGAAAUUAUUUCAUUGUUUUCGUUUAUAGUCGCCCCUAGAUAUUUGAAAGUAGCCACUCUCUCAAAUUUGUGGUUGUUUGUAUUGAUGUUGUCAUCAGUGUGGAUGUUUCGUGACAUUAUCAUAUAUAUUUUGUCUUCACUUUAUUUACAUCACGACCAGCUGUGACUGAGGUAUUUUCAAGUUCCCUGAAUGCUUUAAUUAUGUCAUUUCUGUUUCUGCCCAGUAGAGCAAAUUCUCUGCUUAUGACAGGUACUACAAUGGCUGGGUAUAUAUAAAGUUCCUGAUGGUUGUCCUUAUACUGGUGAAGUUGACACAAAAAAAAAUUAAUACUAUUGACUUGAUAUGCCAUUUGUUUAUUCCUCCAUUUUUGCAAGCCUCAGAAAUUUUUUGAUUGGUACAAAGGCCAAGAGUUGGAGAAAAUACAUUGAUUUCUGGUUCAAGUGAUUUGUCCCUGUUGAUGUGUGGAGUGCAUUUUUUGGUCUUUUUAUGUGACACCCCACACCCCCUUUACUCGUUAUUGUUUCAUUUGUGGAUAUUUUAGUACAUGAGGUUUUGGGUAUUAUUUCAUAUUAAUUCAUUUACUUGCUAGAUAUAUAAUAUUCAAUUUUCUUCUAUAUAGAAACAAUAUUAAUUGGCUAUUAUAAUAGUAUAAUAAGAUAUGAAGAUAAGGCUGUGGUCUGUGUAGCAACUAACUUUAUUCUCAUUCUUUGUAUACCCAACAUCACAUGACCACUCACUCCAGUUAUUCACCCAAAAUUCACUUAUUUAAGUUUAGACAUUCGUGAAAACAACUCACCACUUCCAGUCAGACAACUGGACAAAAGUACUGGUCAGUGACUCUUACCGUCACAUCUCUCUUAGUGAUAAAACAAUCAAGAAUAAAGUCAGAAAACAGCUCUGUGUGCACAAAUAGUUCAACAAUUAAUUUGUAUUGUAAAUCAAUGUAUAUUUGAGAUGUUACUAUCAGAGUAGAGUGUUGGUGGUUUCAUUUGCCUGCCAUAUCUAGUUACCAUGUGUGCUGGAAUAGGAUUGGUGGCCCUGUAUAGAAGAGAGACAGAUUCACUACAGACUCUUUUUUUUUUUUUUUUUAUAUCCAUUAUAUUAACUUCUCUUUUGUUUGUGUGUUUUUGGCAAAAUCUUCGGAAGGCUAAUCUUCCCACUUCCCCUCAUUCUAUUAAGUUGACACUUGGCACAUUUUCACUACAGACUCUUUUUUUUUUUUUUUUUAAAUCCAUUAUAUUAACUUCUCUUUUUUUUUUUUUUUUGUGGCAAAAUUUUCGGAAGGCUAAUCGUCCCACUUCCCCUCAUUCUAUUUAGUUGACACUUGGCACAUAGACACUUUGCCCAUGACAACACAUUUUAUCAAAUUUUCAGCCCCAACCCCCAAAUAUCAAUUUUAAAGCAACCAGAUGCCUCUGAUUUAUCAAAAUAAAAGUCCCAAUAUUGCACUAAAUUAUAUUCUUAAAAAUAUUGCAAGUGCCUUUGGUCCGUAAUAUUUUCUUGUGUUUUAAGGAAAGUUGGUGUAAUAAAUCUGCGUGUUAAAGCAGGUGGCACAAUAGAAUAUUAAUAUAGUUCAGGGGCGUGAAAAAUUGUGGUUGCAAGUGGGGGGGGGGGGCGCUUUUUGGGAUUCUUUUGAAGGGGGGUUUCAGCGAUNUAAGGAAAGUUGGUGUAAUAAAUCUGCGUGUUAAAGGAGGUGGCCCAAUAGAAUAUUUAGAUAGUUCAGGGGCGUGAAAAAUUGUGGUUUGAAGUGGGGGGGGGGGGGCGCUUAUUGGGAUUCUUAUGAAGUGCGGUUUCAGCGAUGCUAAUAGAUUGUGGUUAUCUGUGACUUGAACUGAUGUGUCUAAAUCCCCACUGUAUUAAGUUGUGAAACACUUCACAGCAAAACUGAGGUCCAUUGUCACUUAUAGCUUCUUUUUGGACGUCAUGGCGAGCAAAUUGAGAUAUCAUAUGUGUUAAAAUUUUGAUAGAGAGUUGAUGGCGUGAAGCACACCCCUUCCUGUGUCCUGUUCCUUUAUUUAUUGCUGAUUCGGUAGUUCAGUAUUUCCGUACCCUCAUAAUAACCUUGCUUUGAAAUAACGUCAAACAAAAACCCUUGAGUUUAGAUUUAGAUCUGUGGAAUUUGUUGAAUUUUAUUUACUUUGCAAUGUUCCCUUUUAAAGGUGGUCUGAGGUGAUAAAAAAUAACUUUUCUUGGGCUUGUUAAUAAGACUUUAAAUUGCUGAUGCAGCAUAUUAAGACUGCCGGUAUUUUUGUUCUUUUUUUAUAAUUAAAAUGGUCACUUCUCGUAUCUGGAGCUAUUGUUAACAGCAGGGGGUUCCCAACCUCACGGGAGCACGAGGGGGCAUCUCAGGGGUUGGGACAAAAAGCGUUUCUAAAACUGUAUAUAAAACUAUAGUUCAUAGUUACUUUUGUAGGGGGUGCGAGACUUAAUCGGUAGGGUUGCAAAAUAAAGAAAAUGUUAGGAGACCCUGUGUUACAAUAAUGUCUUGAUAUAUAAUCUGGCCAAGACAACAGAGAGUUUCAGUAUGUUCUUUCACGUUAUUACUGUUUGAUAUCAUCAUGUAUAGUUCACGGACUGGAUUUAAACAAUCUUUGGAGAUAGUAUUUUCUGCCAGAUAAAGUUUUUUUGUUUAGAGAGUCGGCCUUGGGGGGUUGUUGUUGUGCGAAUGGCCUUGAGCCGUACCUUGUGACGCGCCUUUUUAACUUCUUGGAGUACAGGGGUUCUUAACCAUUGGUACGGGAGGCAGUGUCGGUGGGUGCGGAAGGUAGCGGUAGCGGGGAGAGAAAAGCUGGCUCAUUAGCGUUUUUACUGUCGGGGCUGCGGGAAAUCAAACCGAGGUGGGGUACGACAAAUGGUUUAAAAUCAAGAGUGGGUGCAGUGCUGCAGAACGGUUAAGAACCCCUGUUGUAGAAGAAGGGUCAUGACGUCUAUUGUGUAAACUAGAGAGUAAAAAUAGCUGCCGUGUCAUCUGUUUUCUAGUCGAAUGUAAAUCGUUAGUAUCCAGGGAACACCACAUCACCCUUCACAAGAAAAAAAACACACAUGUCUUCUUCUUCUUCUAUAUCUUAAGGGCCCACGAUCAAUUUAGUGAUCAUUUUUGGCUCCUAUGCAUGUAGAUGGGAUUUUCAAUGUUUCUGUUCCUGUUGUUGAUCUGUUGGCGAUCUUCCUAUACACCGCUGUGUCAUCUGCUAACAGUCUUGAUUGUGAUGUCAGGUUCUCGGGUAGGUCAUUAAUGUAUGCUAGGAACAAACAGGGUCCCAGCACUGAUCCCUGGGGGACCACUGACUUCACAUAGACAAAGGAGGAGCUUGUACCGUCCACCACUACUGCUUGGCAUCGGUGGCUGAGGAAGCUAGAGAUCCAUGUUUUAGAAGUGCCUUGGAGCCCAUAUCUCUGGAGUUUGCGUAGAAGCAAACUAUGAUUCACACGGUCAAAUGCCUUUGCAAAGUCCAUCACCAGCACGUCAGUCUGCUUGUUGUUCUCCAGAUUGGUCAUCAGGUCUUCUACAAAUUCAAGAAGCUGGGUCUCACAUGAUCUAUUGACUCGGAAGCCAUGUUGACAGUCAUUGAGUAUAUUUUGGCUUUCAAGAUGCUUCAUGACUGUGCUUACGAUUAUGAGCUCCAACAGUUUGCAGACCACGCUGGUGAGGGAUAUCGGACGAUAGUUGGCAGGGUCGGAAUGCUCCCCUUUCUUGUAGACUGGAGUGACAUGCGCUGUUCUCCAGUCUGCUGGAACAUUUCCUGUGCACAUGUUUUUCUUUAUGUCAGGCCUGCACACCCUAACCCUAACCUAGGACGGGCUAUUAAGAAAUACUAAUAAAAAAGAAUAUUUCGUUACUUUGCUGGUCGCAAAGUGGGUCUGACGGGCCGUAUGUUGUGCAGGCCUGCUUUAUGUCAUCCUUCCAACUGAUUCCCCGACAUCCCUCUUACUCUACUGAGCUGAUACCUCUACUCUACUUCUCUAACUUCACUGAUCUCUCUACCUCUCUGAUAGCUCUACUUCUCUGAUCCCUCUACCUCACGAUGCCAACCUGUAGUCUAUACGGUUUUUAGAAGUUGUUUGAAUCGUACGACCGUACAGGAUUGUGUACGGUUUCUCACUGGAUUUAGACAAGGAUAUAUUUUUGCACACGGCUUCACAAUGAACAAACUAACGCUGCUGUCAGUAGGUGCAUUUAUUGAACGGGCAGUUUGAUAGGCUCCACGUUGUGAAAAGGGGGGGGGGGGGGGAACAAAAACACUUUUCUAGGAUAUACUUUCGUCCUUCCAUCCACACUGGAUGACGCCAGAUUGAUCAGAGUAGUCAGAGAGGUAGAUGGAUUAGAGUAGUCAGAGAGAGAUCAGAGUUGUAAGAUUAAAGUCUUGAUACUGGGCUACUUCUUAUAUUGAGACUUUUCCCCCGUUCUUCCACCGUUCAUCACGUGUGUAAACAGCACCAUCACGUGUGUAAACAAUGUCUUCCUGCUGACCCAUGCACAUAAUACGACAUUGAGAUAAGACGUGUGCACCGGAUAGGCGUUCGUGCACUUCUAAUUUUGACGCAUGUGGGGUUUAUAUUUUAAUCUCACUAGUCACUAGUGCAACAGUUCCUCGGUGAGAGUGUACCUCGGUGAGAUUCUUGUAUUAUCUCAGAUUGCAAUUUCAGUAACUGGUGACAUUUGAAUAAUACGUCCCGACUGGCCACUGAUCAAGCAAACAUCCGUCAGACCCGAUGUGCAUGUUGCUGCGUACGUUCAAGUAGACUCAUAUUGAGACCACCCUGACCAAACCGUGUCAAGGACGGGUUAGCUGAUACCACCAAGGGGGUCACGGCCUCAAAACAAAAAGAAAUAUCACGACAGCCAUUUUGCCAACAGUACAUAGUGGGUUUACACUAGUGCACCUUAAGAAGCUGGGGGAGGGUGGGCACAGCGCACUAACCAAAGGCUGAACACCGAAAUAGACGCUAUUGAUUUGUAUUGUCAGUUGAGUAUCUAACGGCAGACUCCACAACUUGGCUGCAGAUGCAGUCAGGAUAAAGUUUAGAGUUUUAUUUUUUUUUCAUGGGUGGGGUGGUCCAACCCGAUUCCAUGCAUUUGUUAGGGGUGGGAAAAUGGACUUGAGUUUUCUGGUGUAUCCCCUAGUAUACGAAAACAUUGCAUUUCUGUUGACCUAGAUAGAAAAAUUUGGAGUACCGUAUCAAUCCAUUAUCCUUACAAAUUAUGAAGCGUGUUAAAUUGUAAAUGGAAAUGUUGAGUUGCACAAGACUAUACAUUUCUCCCUUUAGUGCAGUGGUUCUCAAACUUUCUAAUGCCGCGACCCCUUUAAUACAGUUCCUCAUGUUGUGGCGACCCCCAACCACAAAAUUAUUUUGUUUGAUACUUUAUAAUUGUAGAGUAUAUGUGUUUUCAGAUGGUCUCAGGCGACACCUGGGAAAGGGCCGUGCGACCCCCUAAGGGGUCGCGACCCGCAGGUUGAGAACUGCUGCUUUAGUGGAUGAACUGGUGGUGGCGAAAAAGUAACUUUGUCUUUGUGUGAUCUUAACAGUGGAUUGGAAUUGAAAUAAAAGUUUGUAUAUCAUUGUUUUGGGUGGUUGUUUUUUUUGGAGCCAUUGUGGCCAUAAACAGGAUGGCGUUAGGGGGAGAAACCUCAAGGCACGUUACUGGCCCCUAGCUUCACACAUGUCGGUGUGACCCUUCCUAUCUGACCCCUCCCUAAGGUCAGGCAUCAUUGCGAUAAGGACCACCUUAGCUUAAAUCAUUGGGAUAAGGACCCCCUUACCUUAUGUGGGGUUGAAGUCUAAGGUUUUAUUUAUUUAUUUAUUAAUUUUUUUUUACGAUCUUGGCUUAACCCUCACCCCCCCCCCUCACCCUUUUCUCUUCCCAACCCUGGUUGGACGGCUUGGGGAUUGUAGCCAGCACUAAUGCUGGCACGUGAAACCAAGUUUGCAACUAAGUUAGGGAGUUAGCUAGAACUCCCUUAAUUAGAGAGUAUUGUUUCCAAUCUCCAUGAGCGGCGCUUCACUCACCUGUUGGAUACUGCUCCAUAACAAUUAAUGCGUGUCCGCUCUGCACAACGCAGAACAUUAGGGAGAGACUGUUUCACAAUGUACAGAAACAGGGGAGGAAACUGUAUAAACUCCCUUACCUAUUUGUCGCUUCAAACGUAAUGUACAGAUGCGCUUGUAUGUGUGUUGUGUGUGUGGUUUGUGCGGGGGGGGGGGGGGGGAUUGUGGCUCCACUGGUUGUUAUAUAAUACAGGUUUUAGUCACUGACACCUACAUCUCCCUGUUAACUUGACUUUUGUUGGACAUUUCUUCUUCGGGUGUUUCAGACAACGACAUCAUCUUUCCCUUAUUUCCAUUAUUUAAUUAUGACAUUUUUUUAAAAGUCGCUUGUUUUUAUAUUGCGUAUGAGUAAAUCAUUUCAACAUGAUGUCUGAUUCUAUUGUUCCAAAAAGAAAUCCUACUAUUUAGAGUAUUUAACUCUCAGUGAAUGUAAGCCGACCUCCCACCAGAGAACUUAAUGAAGGAGCCGGCAACCUUUUUAAAUCCUUGAUAUUAACUUCGUGGCUGGCUGGAAAAAAAACUUCGGGAGGCUUAUUGACCCACUUCCCGUCAUCCUAUUAACCUAUUGAACUGAAACUUUGCACGUAGACUCGUUGCCGAUGACAUCACAUUCUUUCACAUCUUCAUCCCCAACCCCAUAUAGGAAGGAAAUAUGAUGACACUUAUUUCAUGAAAUAAAAUUCCCUAUAACUGCGCUAAAUGAGAUUCUUUUUUUUUUUUUUUUUAAUAUUUCAACUGCGUUUGGGGCAUAAUUUUUUCUCCCCCCCCCCCCCCCCUGAAAAAAAGGGGUGGUGGUAACGGGGGGGGGGGGGGGGCGCACUAUUUGGAAUUCUUAUAUAGGGCAUUACUUGAUGCAUGUUUUGUUACAUUUUCAGGCCUACACCCACCCACAAUUACUCGAUAUUACAUUAUAUAAAUGAUUAAUAAGAAAAGCUUUGUUUUUAGGGGCUGCUUUUCUUAGACUUCUCAUCAGCAUUUAACACUAUCCAACCACACCUUAUGAUAAAGAAACUUUCCUCGUUAGGGGUCAAUUUAAAUAUUCAGGCUUGGACCGCAAUAUUUCAAAGUAAAUAACCAAUUAUCUCUAACCAGAGAAAUAAGCACCGGGGCACCACAAGGCUGCGUUCUCUCUCCUGUACUGUAUACAAUAUAUACCAAUGAUAUUCAAAGAUCAAGUGACACCGUUCCAUUCUUAAAAUUUGCUGAUGAUGCCGCCAUUGUUUGCUUAAUAUCUGAAGGAGAAGGCCUAUACCGCAACUAAGUUACGAGCUAGUGCGAUAAAAAAAAAUUCCAGCUGAAUAUCUCAAAAUCAAAGGAAAUGGUUGUUGAUUUCAGGAGGGGGAAACACCAGAUUACAGAUCUAAACAUAAAAAUCAAAUUGUAGAGAAAGUGGAGGCAUACAAGUACUUAGGUGUCACCAUUAAUAAUAAGCUAACAUGGCAUGAGCACGGCCAAAUGCUGUAUAAGAAAUUCAACCAAAGACUGGUCUACCUCAAAAAACUGUACCAUUUCGGCGUAAACAAGCAAGUCGUUAACUUAUUCUCCAGUUCAACAAUUGGAAGCCUGCUUAAUUUCAGUAUUACCUGCUGGUGUGGGAAUUCAAUGUCUGCUAUUAAACACCGCAUAAACCGACUAAUCAAGAAAGUUGAGAGCAUAAUACAAACUCAACAUCCUUCACCUGAAGAACUAUUUGAAGAAAUAUUUUUUUUUUAAACUAAACACAUUUUGGAGGAUACAUCCCACCCUCUUCAUCACAGAUACUUAGGAUCGGGCCGUUCGGGACGAAUUCUUUCCAUCAGGGCGAGGACUGAAAGAUAUAAAAAUUCUUUUGUUCCCCAAUCUGUACGAAUUUACCGGCGUGCUCCCUCUGAAGUCACACAUCUUAAUGGGAACUAACAAGUCCCCGAUUUGGCUAAGAGAACUCACUGGAUUGGCUGUUUGAAAUAAUUUAUUAUACAUGUCUUGUGUUCAAAAAUGUUUUAUUUAUGUGCUGAAAAUGUAUAAUGCAAUCAAAAAACAUUUCCAUUUGUUUGGAUGACUAAAAGAAUCUUAUCUUUUCUUAAUUUAAAUUUCCUCUUCUUAGAAAAUAUUUGGGGAGCCGCAGGUAGGUGUGGAAUGUUUAAAUGUAAUUACUGUGUAUCUACAGUUACAUGGGAAAGAGGCGGUUUACCCUGAUGGGACUAUUUUCUUGAUAUGGAGAGGCGGCAUUUUAGCCAACUGCGGAGGGUUUUUUUUUUUUUUUAGUGGAAGGUGGCGGCAACAAUCUUGACCCGCCACAGACGGUACUAACCUUAACUAGCGCACUUAUUAUACAUCAGUUAAAAUAAAAUAAAAAAACCGUGAACACAAAUUCUCCCCACAGAUACGACAUGAUGCGUGAGUGAAUGCAUCAGCGACAUCAACAUAACACUUUAUUGACAUAGUGACUGAAGAGUCUUCAGAUUACUUGACUUGUCGUUGACUAUAAACAAUGCUCCUUGAUUAGUCUUGAUAUCCUGCUUACGAAGAUUCGACUUUGAGCUUGCGGCGCAUCAGUGGUGCACUAUGUGUCAAUCAAUGUCCGCGGCGUCGUCACAAAGGAAGUCAUAAUAAAAUGUGGUGGGAGACAUAAUAAUCGGGAAUUGGGGGGGGGGGGGGGGGGGGCCUUGUUUUGGGGGGAAAAAGGAAAAAAGAAAAAAAAAAAAAGUACAAAGAAAAAAAAGAAAAAGAAAAAAAAGAAAAAAAAAAAAAAAAAAAAAAAAAAAAAUGGGGGGGGGGGGGGGGGGGGGGGAGUGUGCCUUGUUUUGUGGGGAAAAAGGGAAAAAGUCACAGAAACAAAGUUCACAGGAAAUAAAGUCAAAGGAAAUAAAGUCAAAGGAAAAAAAAGUCAAAGGAAAUAAAGUCAAAGGAAAUAAAGUCAAAGGAAAUAAAGUCAAAGGAAAUAAAGUCAAAGGAAAUAAAGUCCAAGGAAAUAAAGCCAAAGGAAAUAAAGUCAAAGGAAAUAAAGUCAAAGGAAAAAAAAAGUCAAAGGAAAUAAAGUCAAAGGAAAUAAAGUCAAAGGAAAUAAAGUCAAAGGGAAAAAAAAGUCAAAGGAAAUAAAGUCAAAGGAAAUAAAGUCAAAGGAAAUAAAGUCAAAGGAAAUAAAGUCAAAGGAAAAAAAAAGUCAAAGGAAAAAAAAAGUCAAAGGAAAUAAAGUCAAAGGAAAAAAAACUAAUAAACUAUCCAAUAUAACCGUUGGUAUCCAGAUCCCCCUGGAUCCUAAUUCCGGUGGGAUCCCGAUGGUACCCCGAUCCUUGGGGGUUCUCAAUUUCAGUAUCCCGAUCCAAUUAGGAUCCCAUUCUCAUUGGGAGGCGUACCCCAGUAGGACACGAAUCCCGAUUGGGAUCCCGUUUCCAAAUGGGACCCCAUUGGAAUCCCGAUCCCCAUUUCAAAAUGAGACCCGAUUGGGAUCCCAACCCCAUUGGGAACCCAUCUCCAAAUUGACUACCAUAUCACAAUGGGAUCCCGCCCCCUGUGGGAUCCCAACCUAAUUCUGAUCCUCGGGGGUUCCCGAUUUCGGUUGAUCCCGAUCCUGUCGGUAUCCCUUUUCCCGGUGGGAUCCUCUUCUAUAAUGGGAUCCCGUUUGCCCUAUUUGAUCCCAUUACUGGAUGGAAUCGCGUUACUGGUGGGUUCCAGUUUACUCUUUCCCUUUUAGGAUCCUGUUCCUUGUUAGGAUUUUGUUCUAUGUCUAUGUCGAACAAAUCCACACACUAAUAUCACACAUUUAUAUAUAUAUAUAUAUAUAUAUAUACAUAUAUAUAUAUAUAUAUGAUAUAAAUGAUAACUAAGAAUAAAAAAGAAAAACAUUUCUGUGACUUUUUUUCCUAACAAAAUUUGUGAAUUUUUUUCCGUGACUUUUUUUUCCUGUGACUUUUUUUUCCGCUCACCGCUUUGAGGAACGUCCUAGGAAAUCAAGUACAUUAAGUCACCUUACGUCGUCAUGACCAAGGUAUGUUUUAAGUUCUGUAUGCCAUGAAACUUGCAUGAUGUUGGCGCGUGCCCCCCCCCCCUCCAUUGUUUGUCAUCGGUCUCAUGUCCACACAACGUGUUGGUCACGUGCAGUAUCUGGUGUUCACUGCAGAGGUAAACACUCGCGGCGACUCUGUCACAGCGUAAUCUGGUUUUGGCAUUGUUAUCAAAACACGCCCAAUCAACCAGGUAACUUUUCUUAACACAUGCAGAUGUAGGACGACCAGACGUGCUAGCUACAUCCCUGGACAUAAGCCAAGGGGAUUAGUGCCCCAUGCCUUAAAUUAAAGUUGGGAUUCACAAUAUGUCAUAGUCAUAUACUCCCCCACCCCCUUUUAUUUUUGUUCUCCCCUAUAUACUCUGUAGUUUACUGAGCCACCUCACAUAUACUCCCCCACCCCCUAUAUACCCUGUUCUCCCCUAUAUACUCUGUAGUUUACUGACCCACCUGACUUUCUCAUAUCUCGGAGUUCUAUCAAACCAAUAAAGUGAGCUUGUGACUUCGUUUUACUUUUUUUUGACAGGGGGAGGGGGAGGCAUAAAUGAGAACUCUUCAUAUGGUGUGGCAUUUUUUGCACUGAAGGCUUCAUGCACACUAAGCCCUUCCUCUACUGCAUCGUGGCUUGACUGAAUUAGAUUUAUUAUACGAAUACAUUUGGUUUCUAAAAUAUGAAGAAGAUUGGUGGCUCUUACCAUUUAUCUAUUUUUAUUAAAAUCCGUGGUUUGGUAACCGAGAUAGAUUCUAUACAUUUGUUCCUUUUCCAGCUUCUGCCACCAAAUAACAAUAUUAGAAGAACAAAUGGCUUCCUUUUUUAACAGUCUGGUGGAUCUGCUGUUAAACUUGUGCACCAAGACAUGGGGGAUAUUACAAAUGUUAAGUGCUGAAUGGCAUUAAGGAAUAGUCAGCUUGGCCUUCUGUUGUUGUGGUGGUCACUGGCUGGUUUAAGUUUACAAAAAAAUGGAACAAUAUACUGAUAGUAAAAGUGUCUAUGCUCUUCUUACAAAAUGCCCAACUGUUAUAUUAUUGUUCAUCCUUUGCAUGCAAAGAAGACCAAGGGUUCAAUUGAGUAGCAGCCUUGACUUGAGCUGUAUUUUAUUUUAAAGUGAGGGUGAGUUGCUCAAUUCAUCAGCCUCACUCUCUUGUCCUGGCUAUUUGGACGAUGGCAGAACUUAGUGAUGACAAUUGAUUGAAAAUAGACCAUUAGAAGACCAGCAGUGUCUCUUGUAUCUCACUGUGCCCUGUAUGCUUCCAUGUUGCAGGAGUAAUCAGAAUUUUCAUUAUGUUCAUCUUAUGUCAUACCACCUACAGGACUCCAUGUCAGGGUUUGAUUUCAGGCUUUGUCUCCUCCUAGAUGACUUGCCAACCAGGGUUAACGAGUCCCAUCCACCAGGGGUGCUAGUGUUGCCUUUGCUUGUCUAGGCAUUGCUAGGGAUUCAACUCCAGUCCACAAGCUUAGGAUUAACUCAGUUUUAGACCCUUCAGACGCCCAGCACUAUUUCAUGCCAUCAACUUGUCAACAAAUCUGGCUAGAUCAACAAGUGAUGUGUUGUAAGCUCUGAGGUUGCUGGGCUGCCAAUAUAUCCCCAUUUGAGGCGGCCACUGGUAUAAAAUAAAUAUAACAUGUCUAGGAUCUGACUUGUAAUGUUAUUGACACCCAUGCUGGGAACUGUGUUGAAAGAAUAAGUCAUGAGUGCACUGGCUGACAGAUUCAGUGCAAAUUCACCAUGACAGUUUGGCUUUAUCUUAUGAGACUACAGGAUGAGCUUAUGGUCAUUGACCCAAAAAUGACCUAGGGUACUUUGGCUUAGUUUACUUUAAUAUGGCUGCAGAAAUUAUUAAGGCAUUGAACAUUUUCCUGGAGCAAGGCAAACGCUGUGUGUUCAGGAAAUGGUGCAGGGGAGAGAUAAGAAAAGUUGCCCUAAAAUAUCAAUCCAAGCAGUGGGUGACGUUUUGUGUUUUUACAAAAUGUACACUGUGAAUUCCCCUUUCACACUACUGUUUGACUUUAUUUAUUGACUCUCCUUUAACGUCUUUAAAUAUUUCAUAACCAUAGCAACUUCAUUAAUGGAUAAUUAAAUUUUUUAAUAAAUUAUUUACAUAAUUAAAAAAAAAUAAAUCAAAAUGGUGUUGUGUUUGUUUACUGAAUUUCAUAGGCUCUAUAUCUUAAAAUGUAAUGCUAUGGGGCCAAGGGACUUUCACCUAGAAAGCCAUAUUUAAUUCAAGUGUUUCAGGGCAAAGAAUAUUAAUAAACAAUCAUUGGGGAAAAAAAUUAGCAAAACAUCAGUGGUCAGCAGAGUACCAAUUGAGGACACUUGGGCAGAUUGAUUGUUGUGACCUCUUAGUUCAUGCAUGAGGUAACAGAUGUGUCAACUCUUGGCUGGUUAUAGAGGGCAUCCGUUAGAUCUGUUAGAUCCGACUUUGGAAAUAUUCCAAAAUGGCUGAGAUAAUCUGUAUCACAAUGCAGCUAAGGGAACACUAAACUAAUAAUAUGGCUGUCAAUAAUUAGAAAGAAAAUGUUUUAUGGCACCCAAAACUGUCAUUACUAAUUAAAUAGUGUUUCUCACAUAGAUCAUCAUUACUAGUUAUAAAUAUUGGUUCUCACAUAGAUCAUCAUUACUAGUUAUAAAUAUUGUUUCUCACAUAGAUCAUCAUUACUAGUUAUAAAUAUUGGUUCUCACAAGAUCAUCAUUACUAGUUAUAAAUAUUGUUUCUCACAUAGAUCAUCAUUACUAGUUAUAAAUAUUGGUUCUCAUCAGAUCGUCAUUACUAAUAAGAAUUAUUGGUUCUAAUCAGAUCGUCAUAACUAAUUAGAAAUAUUGGUUCUCACCACAUUGACAACCACAAUUUGAUUGAAGACUAUCAGAUUUACCCUCUCUCAGGGUUUAUCACUUCACACUAAGGAUUUUUAACACUUGAUUGUUUCUUGUAAAAUACCAUAAGAUAUUAAAUGUACUUAUUUUUUUUAAAUUUAAGAUUUAUUAUGAUUUUCUUAACAGUUAUGUAAGCAUUAUCAACCCAGCACCAUCUUGGCCUAUUUGAUGAAAACUAUUGUUGUAUCUUCACAGGGAGCCAUCAGCAACAGUACAGGCACAAUCAUCUACAUAGUCAAUCUGUCUGUGCUGCUGUUCCUUCCAGCGGGUGUUAUUUACUACCUCCACCCUGUCAUUGGUGAGUGCAACACAAAGCAGCUAAAACGUGGGAAGUGAUGCGUUAAAUGUUGAAAAAAAAUAAGAAUGAAAUGUUUCCUGGCAACUCAUGGAGGUGGAGUGUUCAAAAUUUCUUACAACAACCUUUAUAAAAAAAAUUUUUUAACUUAUUGUCCAGACUAGCCAAUUACCUUAUUAGACAGUAGAAUUAAUGACACCCCUCUGACGCAGUGGUAGCAUUGUCUGCCUCUUCAACCACUGAAUUCAGAGUACAGCAGCCAAAUUUACAAGGGAUCAUAAAUGUGCUGUUAACUCUGUUCCAACACACACAAAACACUACAAAAUGUAUAGGUAUCAUAUGUUUAAAAAACUGACAAGACCACAAUAAAAAGCUACAUUUAGGAUUUCAGAAUAAUUGAAAGCACAAAAGGAUUAACAUUCAUCAAGCGCUCACUCACAGUUAUCUGUUCUUGUAUCCUGCAGUUUUCUCCCUGUUCACCCUGGGCAGCGUGACCGUCUGUUUCCUGAAGCUUAUCUCGUAUGCCCACGUCAACUACUGGUGCCGGGAGUGCAACAGUGCCAACAAGCUUAAGAAGAGAUCAUCCUCUGGAAACCUAACAGGUCAGAGCUUAAGUCUCUUAAAUUUCAGAGUUGGUAUUCACCAGGGGCCAGUGGUCAAUUUAUCUGUCUCUCUCUCUGUCUCUCUCUCUCGCUCUCUGUCUCUCUCUCUGUCUCCCUCUCUGUCUCUCUCUCUCUCUCUCUCUCUCUCUCUCUCUCUCUCUCUCUCUCUCUCUCUCUCUCUGUCUCUCUCUGUCCCUCUUUCUCUCUCCCUCUCUCUCCCUCUCUCUCUCUCUCUCUCCCUCUCUCUCUCUUUAUCUCUCUCUCUCUCUGUCUCUCUCUCUCUCUCUCUCUCUCUCUCUCUCUCUCCCUCUCUCUCUCUCUCUCUCUCUCUCUCUCUCUCUCUCUCUCUCUGUCUCUCUCUUUCUCUCUCUCUGUCUCUCUCUGUCUCUCUUUCUCUGUCUCUCUCUCUCUCUGUCUCUCUCUGUCUCUCCCUCUCUCUCUCUCUACUCUCUCUCUCUCUCUCUCUCUCUCUCUCUCUCUCUCUGUACACAUGCUUCCCCCAACCCUCCUCCACCCUGAUUUAUGAGGAGAUAAAACAGAAAAGAAAAUGUUCAAUAAGGUUUAUGUGGGGGAAGAAUUUUAAAGGGAAUGCCUCAGUGAAUGUUACAUUGAAUGUCAUCAAAUAAUUAAAGCACUGUUUAUAUAUUUCAAGUUACAAAAAAUGAUUACUGGGAGUGUUUAACCUUACUUCUUAAUGAGUUCAUCGAGUCCUUUGGCGAUAAUUUAUAACAAUAUUAGUUUUUAAGCUUAAUUUAAUUAUUUAGGAGUGUCAGUCUUUUUUUUCUCCACUAAAUUAUAGAGAACCAGACAGCCAGUGCAGCCAACCCUAGCAAUUCUGAAGUCAUCCAGACUUAUCCUGAUAAUAUAAAUGUGAAAGGUAGGUGGGGGUUGAAUGCAUUCAUAAAACAAAUCAACAUUAGUCCAGAUAGUGAGCUUCAAAUUAAUACAUUGUGGCUGUUUCAUUUGUGCAUAUUGCAUUUCACUUGUACAUGAUGAAGUCUUGAAACGUUCACCAAUUGUCUGUUAAUCAUUUGAACACAUUCCUGAAAAGUGUGCCCAAUACGUGUUGAGUUUAAAUUUUGUUCUAUUUUAUGUGCUGAUGGUGAAGAUUGUACUGAUGGCGUGUCAUGUAGUGUACAUCUCUACAUACACUGUCUGUUUUGGAAACAUUUACCGUAUAUACUCGCAUAUAAGCCAAAUCUAGAACUAUAAAAUACAAUACUGAAAUCAGAGGGUCGGCUUAUAUGCGCAUAAAACAAAAUGGACACAAGGACAGACACUAAUGGCAAUUUUCCAGCCACACCUUUUCAUCGCUAUCUGGUUGUGUGUACAGAGUACUAAUAUAUAUAUAUACAGAGGUGUCACUUCAAAGAAUUUAAUGUAUGCAUAGCUGAUAAUUAUACUGGGUAUGAAAGAGCAGAACAUGUUUUUGUGUCAUUCCAAAAGGUAAACAAUCUGGUAUGUAACAUAAAAGUAAGCAUCUUACAUCUUGACAGUAACAAAUUUCUAUGAACCAAAAAUAUGGAGUAAAAUUAGACAAUUGUAUGGUCGGCUUAUAUGCGUCUUUUUGCAAAAACUGGCCAUUUUAAAGCAGUUUUAGGGGGUCGGCUUAUAUACGAUGUAGGCUUAUAUGCAAGUAUAUACGGUAUGUUAUUGCAGAGUAUAGGUAAUGGGCUAACAGUUGUAACAAAAUCAUUUUAGCAUAUUUACAUGCCUAUGUAUGCUCUGUGCUUUUCAUUCUCUUGGGGGUGCUUUUUUCAUGGCUCCCUCUUGCGGCACAUGAGUUGUUUUGAAAUUGAUUUUAUUUUUACGGAUUGUAUUGUAUUGCAUUUUUAGCAUUGUAUUUUCACUGUGACCCGACUUAUUUAGCUAUCUGCCCUUAUAUGGAUGGCAAUCUUUGGGGAGGCAAUAACUAUGUUCUCACCCAGUAGCUCUCACAUUGUUCCCUUCACUAACAUCUGACAACUGGCUUUGUGAGACAACUACCAUCGUUUCUGUCUAGACACCACACUCUAAUCAGUUACGCUUAUUUCAACCUUUGCUUUCCAUCCCUGUAAUCAUGCUCUGUAUUGAUAGCAGAGAUGAUCCUAGCCCUGAACUUGAGCUAAUCUCUGAGAUAUUGACCCUCCUCAUGACACAGUAGUGUGGACCUCAAUUUUUUUACAAUAGCUUUAUUUCCCCCAACCAUCUUGUAUUACAUUUGCUGAAUUAUUGAUUUUGAUAUUUCAAUAGAAAUUUCUUCAUUUUCACAUCCUGAAAAGAAGUUGUGAUUAAAAAAAUAGCUUUAUAAUUAAUUUUUAUUUCAAAACAGUAGCAAAAUGGCAAUGUUUAAUUUCAACUAAUGAAGCAUUAACAAAGAGCUAUAUGUAGUCCUUCAUUUAUUAACAAAGAGAUAUUGUGAAAUAAAACAUGAAGGGACUGUAAAUUAUGGCCUUCUGCUUAAGAGGUCACUGUAUUAGAGGACGAUAGCUACCAGUGUUUGUCAAUAGACAGUCAGCAGAGCAUAUAUAUGUUUAUGAAAUAGCUAUUAUUUAGGGCCAGGUUUUCAUGGUCUGUUGGCUGUUUGUCAUGCAAACACCAGUGUUGCUGGUGUUUUUGUUAGUUUUCAUUGAAGUAUUUUUCAAAAGCAAUGGGCUAUGUGUAACAUCAUACAGAGUACUGAAAACUUGAUGGGUAAAGAUAUAUGUACAUACAAAAAUAAGAACACUGCUUUUCAUAAUUGGUGGUUUUUUUUGUUUUUUAAUUAUUCUUUUUUUUUGGUUAAAUAUAGUUAUAGGGUGCUAAAGAGGAUUUAUAGGGGAUUUUUUAAUGUUUUUUUUUGGUGGGGUCAUGAUGUUGUGUGUGAGGAUUUUGUGUGUGUGGGGGGGGGGUGAUGUUGUGGGCAGAGGGGGUAGAUGUGUGAUGUUGUGGGCAGAGGGGGUAGAUGUGUGAUGUUUUGGGCAGAGGGGGUAGUUCUGUGAUGUUGUGGGCAGAGGGGGUAGUUCUGUGAUGGUGUGGGCAGAGGGGGUAGUUCUGUGAUGUUGUGGGCAGAGGGGGUAGAUGUGUGAUGUUGUGGGCAGAGGGGGUAGUUCUGUGAUGUUGUGGGCAGAGGGGAUAGUUCUGUGAUGUUGUGGGCAGAGGGGGUAUAUCUGUGUUGUUGUGGGCAGAGAUGGUAGUUGUGUGUUGUUGUGGACAGAGGUGGUAGUUGUGUGAUGUUGUGGGCAGAGGGGGUAGAUGUAUGAUGUUUUGGGCAGAGGUGGUAGAUGUGUGAUGUUGUGGGCAGAGGGGGUAGAUGUGUGAUGUUUUGGGCAGAGGGGGUAGAUGUUGUGGGCAGAGGGGGUAGAUGUGUGAUGUUGUGGGCAGAGGGGGUAGUUCUAUGAUUUUGUGGGCAGAGGGGGUAGUUCUGUGAUAUUGUGGGCAGAGGGGGUAGAUGUGUAAUGUUGCGGUCAGAGGGGUUGGGGAAAAAGGCAAUAUAUAAUAUUUGUAGAACAUUUUUUAAAUAAAUAGAGACAUGACAAGAUUCAGACAUGGCAUUCAAUCAUUUCAACAUUUCUAUAACGUAUUUAUACAACCAGCCAAGAUAUUCAAGAGUUAUUCUUAGUGCAUUUGAAUCUGUAAAAUAUCUAAGCUUUCAGUAUUUUUCAAAACAAGUCAUUAUCAGUAAUUGAAUUAUUGUCAAGUAUGCACAAAUGUCCUCUGGCUUGUUUUCAUAACAACAUACAUGGGCAAGCACACAUUUAUAUUUUAAGAGUAGUCUAUGUUAAGGUCUGGGGCCCUAGGCUUAUUGAAAAGAAACCCACUUAGUUAUAAGCUUUCUGAUUUUAACAUUGGCCCCGUAAUUCAAUAUUUCUUAACAUUUUCAUAAAGAAAAGUUAGAUGAAUCUAAAAUCAAAUUCAAAGAUGUUCAAGAGUUGAUGGUUAGAACUUAAGCCUUGGCCUUUUAUUUUGUUUUAAAUUGUCAGAGCAGAUCGCACAUUAUCUCCGAAUUGUAAGUUUUAGGGGGAUAAAACAUUGGAUAUCUUUGUAAUUGGUGUUUGCAAACAAGUGUCCUUGAUCCUUUGUUAAUAUUUUUUGUUCUUCCAACUUGUAUCAUUUCAGACUUGGCUUACUUCAUGUUUGCCCCAACCUUAUGCUAUGAGCUCAAUUUCCCCAGAUCUGCUCGUAUCAGGAAGCGAUUCUUGGCCAAGCGCAUCAUUGAAAUGGUAAUGUCAUUGGGGUUUUUGCAUUUUUCAAACUUGAGUCUUCUAUUAAUUUGUAUCAAUAAGCCUGCCCCCUUUUUCCCCAGUAAGUUAUUCCCAUUUUAAACAGUCAAUUGAAACAUAUCAAAUGUCAUUUAUGUUGUGUGUUUUUUUUUGUUCUUCAGGUUUUUCUUUGUUGGCUAAUGGUGGCAUUAAUGCAGCAGGUAAUUAGUUGUAUGUCUGUGUGUUGUUGGGCUCCAUGUGGUGGUUAGUGUUAGUACAAGAAAAUAACCACUUACUCGAGAUGCAAGUAUUUCUAAAUAUUAAGGUUCAUUCUGUCGAAGUUAUGAUUUUAAAUAUGAUGACACUCCAAAUCUCUGUUUUCUCACCAAGACAAUGUUUUCUCACCAAGACAAUGUUUUCUCACCAAGACAAUGUUUUCUCAAUUUAUUUGUGUGUGACAGAAAAUUCUAGAUAUGAUGAUAAAGCAAACUAUGUUUAGAGCUAGAAAUGUGAUUAUCUUCUUUUGACUCAUUCCAAACAUCACCAGCAAAUCAACUGGGUGUCCUUCUCAUAACAUAAUGAAUGGCAUAAUAAAGCCCUAUGAUUUGAAUCAUUUUAUUUUAAUGUACACAGUGGAUAGUUCCAGCUGUCAAUAAUGCCAGACAACCCCUGGCUGAGAUGGAAGCUUUUAAAAUGUUGGAGCGUCUGCUCAAACUGGCUGUGAGUAAUCCUUAUUAAUAGUACUGAUCAUUAUCAAACUUCAGCUAUGUAUUUUUGCUGGAUAUUUUAUUACAUGGGAUUAAGUUUUUGUCCUCUCCAUUUCUUGAUUUUUCUGCAUUCAGAAAUCCACUUCAGCACCUUUGUUAAAUUUGUUAAAUCCUGGGUUUCUUUCCUUUUUUUUCAUCUUGGACAGUUAUGAAAAACUGGAUAUUUUAAGCAACAUUUUCUUUUUUUGGUUUACUUUUGCAGCAAUCUGGCCGUUUUCAGAGUCACAUUUAUUGUGUAAGGACAAUUUUCCCUAUCAUGUUUCAUGAUGUUUUCAGAUUCCUAAUCAUUUGAUCUGGCUUGUUUUUUUCUACUGGUUCUUUCAUUCAACACUCAACGUGUUGGCCGAGCUGCUGAGGUUUGGUGACCGGGUCUUUUACAAAGAUUGGUGGUCAGUGAUUUUUAAAUCUUUUUUUUGCAAAUAGACUAUCACAUUCCUUCAAGAAACACUUUUUAAUGUCACUGUAAUGUCAUAGUUCUACUUUAUGAGAACUUAUUUUAGUUGUGAACAAAAAAGUUCAGCAAGCACAGAUUUGUAUUGCUUUUGUCAGAAAUUAGUAGAUGACUUAUUUCAAUAUAGGUAUGUUUGUGUCCAUGUUAUUACUAUUCCUGCUUUCUCAUCAUUAAUUGUUGAUCCAGGAAUGCUGAAACAGUGUCAGUAUUUUGGCAACAUUGGAACAUUCCUGUGCACAGAUUUGCUACCAGGUAGGAAUAAGUCAUCCAAAGCAUUCAAGUAAAACAUAUAUAAUAACCAGUGCAUUGAAGUUUACAGACUGUGUGCCAUACUUCUGACACCCUAAACUUAUCUGUCCUGCUGCUGCUUCAUAAUCAGAUACAUGUAUAGAUAUAAUAUAUGAACAGGGAAAGUGGUUGAAAACUCAUGUCUCACUGAUUCAGUGGCACAUUAUUCAUCUUCACUCACUAAGUUAUAUAAUCAACAUAUUUUUACUUGUCCAUAAAUUUGUUUCUUUGUUCCAUCUUAAAAUUGACUUGAGCUCUUUAAUGAAACAGUUUCUACUCCAUUAAUUAUUUUGUUUCAUUAUCCCUGGAUCAAAUAUCUCAUUUUUUAUCUCACAGGCAUAUCUACAAACCGUUACUAAGCAGGGGCUGCCCUAGGCUGUUAGCCUCAACAAUUGUCUUCCUUCUUUCAGCAUUUUUCCAUGAGGUAAAAUAACAUUUGAUCAAAAACAUGACUUGAUUCUUAGAUAAGAUUUUUUAAAAACUCAUGAUGCAGUUUGAGUUGACUAAAUUAUCUAUAAAUUUAUUAACAUUGUGUGCCUGUAGGUAUGGUAGGUAUUCUGUAUGAGCUACCAAGAUUUGCACGAAGAACUCUUCUUUUUUUUUUUUUACUUUGGGGUUGCAGCUACUCACUGAGAAUUUAUAUUACACCUAUGCAACUGAUUUAGAAAGUAGAGAUGUAGUUCUUUAGAUGAUAUAACUUUGAAUGUUGUGGAAGUGAAUUGAAUGCUAAAAAACAUUGCUUUUAAAAUUCAAAAUUUGUUUUUUUAGAUAAUAAAAUUAUUUUACAGCUAACAAAAUUAUAUAUUCUGUAAGGCUAUACAAUUUACUAUAAAACUGUUAUAAUUUUAUUAACAUUACCCACAUGGUAUCCAUGCGCAAAGGCUUGGUAUUAGGUAUUCUCUCCCGAGAUUAAGAGAUCCUGCACUAUUUUCCCCAUCUCAGUUACACACUUGUAAAAUACAAAUUUCUUGCUUUUGUUUUUUUUAGCUUACAGCAAGUGACAGAUUAUCACAAAUUGUUAGCUGAAACCUGUAAAAUUGAAUAAACUGCGCUGAAUCUCAGUCACUAUAGUACGCACAAGUUCUCAAAUGUUUUCACAUUUACAUAAAAGCAAAGUGACCCUUACCAUUAAAUAUUGGACAAAACAAUGCUUUUAAAUAGGAUCAAUUCUUGAAAAAGAAAAUAUUUUUAAAAUUUCAUUUUCCAGUACAAUGUAAUUGGCUGGAUAAUUAAUUUCAGGAUUGAAAUAUUUUAACUUAAACUGUAAGACAAUAAUUAAAGAAGAAAUCCAUUUAAAAAUCACUACUUAUUUUAGUCUAUUGUUUCAGCCGGUAACCCCACAAAAUUCCUUUUUGCAACCCCAUCUUGAGUUCACCUCCCUGUGCUCUAGUAACUUGAUUAUCCCAAGAUGUUCAUCUAUCAAACUACCUUUAUAUUUUGGAGUGUUUUUAUUUUUUUUUUUAAAUUCCCAACAUUCCCCAUUUAUUUUUAUUCGAAACAAACCCCUUGUUACAAGUUGUUAGAAACAUUUGCUUGUAAAUAUUUAGUGACAGACUCGAAACUUCAUUACUCGACCUUUUCAGGUUUUCUUUUUUUAUUAUUAUUAUCUAAUUUUCUUAUCCACAGUAUCUCAUCAGUGUACCUCUCCGUAUGUUUAAAACCUGGGCUUUCAUGGGCAUGCUGAUGCAGGUAAACAAAUUCAACUUUCCUGGUCUGUAACUAGUUUCAGUUAAACGUUUGUUGUGUCUGCUGAUGAAGGCUUUCAGCCGAAAUGAAACUUCAUUUUUGACUGUCUUUUGUCUUCACUCAGGCCUUCAAAUACCAUGUUCUAACUCAGAAUGUCAGAAAGGAUGUCAGUGGACCAAAUUAAUGUCUAUUAUAUUUAUGGGCAAUAUUAUAUUAUCCCAGCUAUCCCAGCUUAGUUUUUUUUUUUAUAAUAAUGGACUUUAGUAAUAUAAUGAGUGGAGGUAUACAAUCUUAAAGCACAAAGUCCAUAUGGGACAUGAGAAAUUAAGUAUUAUUUUGUAUCUCCAUAUCAUGGGAACCACACAUCAUUUCCACCUCUAUAAUUGGAUUUUACUGACUAUGUACAAAAGAUCUAAAAUGCUGUAUUUUUGUUCUGGGCUGGAAGACAUUUUUAACCACUUUAUCAUGAAACACAACAUCAAUUAGUUACAUGUCUAGAUGAACAUGUCUUUGAAUGUAUUGGCCUAAACAACAGGGAAACUUUUUGAAUUUUUACACAAGGACAUCAAUGGGCUAGUUAAUCUAUUACCAUACAUAAUGUUGCAUGUAUAUUUCAUACAUAUGUAUUUGAAAAAAACUUUUUCCCAUACUUGAACACUUGCUAAGGUCAUAAUUAGGCCACCAAGCUCCACUCUUAUUCUUUACUUAAAUAUGGAGGACCCAAUAACAGGUUAUCAAAACCAGAGUAGCACAUCUUUCUUACUGACUUCAAGUUUUUUUAGUCGUGUACAAGCUUUUUAGUUUUAUAAGACAUCACAGAAAAACUUUGACAUGUAGCCUUUGUAUAAAUAUCUCACAUUUUGAUCUCUGUUUUUUUACCAUAGCCUAUCUAUUUUAACAUGUUCAUAUGUUGUUUUUCUCCCAGGUGCCUACAGCAUACAUCACCUCUAAGUUUGUGCAUGGUAAAUGGGGCAACAUCAUCAUGUGGCUGUCCUUGAUCUUGGGCCAGCCAGUGGCCAUCUUGGCCUACUUCCAUGACUACUACAUCGUCCACUCUCUUCCCCUUCAUGUCAACAGCACCACACCAAAUGUUUAAGACUAUUCCCCCUGCAAGGCCCUCUUGAAGUACAUAUGUACGUUAGUCGCUAAAUUCCAAUUACGGUGUAUCAAAGUAUUUCAACUUAAUCUUCUUUGUAACAGCCAAACUAAGAUUAAACCAUCUGUCCACCCCUGAACCACAUGGAUUCAUUUGGCUAAAGUGUUUAGUAAUGUCCCAAACUGUGUACAGCAUGUUAGCUUUUAAAUAAUUCCAGGACAUGUUCUUGAGAGAGGAAUUUUAAAUGUGUAAGAAAUAUUUCUUAGACCUCAAGCAGAGCAGCAAUGUUUAUAAAUAUCACUGAGUAUUUGUAUUUUGUCAGAUUACAUAACAGAAAAGAUUAAUAAUGUAUCUACAAAAUGAUUAGUUCUUUUACUGGAACAAAAGUUCAUUCCCAUUGAAUGACAUAAUAUAUCUGCUACCAGUAUUUCCUUAACACAGAGAUUGCUUAUUUCUGUUAGGUUAAGCUUUUCUUCCCC
Lymnaea stagnalis (great pond snail) is the source of this 26497-nucleotide messenger RNA. The record is from the annotation of a GenBank genome assembly. Lineage: Eukaryota; Metazoa; Mollusca; Gastropoda; Lymnaeidae.